This is a messenger RNA of Daktulosphaira vitifoliae (grape phylloxera), 1567 nucleotides long. Its product is annotated as RING finger protein PFF0165c-like. Bases 61 to 1077 code for a protein of 338 amino acids. The record is from RefSeq and is a predicted model, not a curated record. The transcript is spliced from 6 exons. Lineage: Eukaryota; Metazoa; Arthropoda; Insecta; Hemiptera; Phylloxeridae.
UACAUCGACCCAAAUGUUGAUAUAUUGUCCGGUAUGGUUGACAUCUCUUAAUAAUGUCCUAUGUCGAUAACAUUUAUUGAUUUCACAAUCACAAUAUUUAAAAUUGAAAUCUCAGUAACAGAUUAUAAUAAAUGCUUGAAAUUUAAUUCGAAAAAAAUUAUGGAAAUCGAAUACUUGGGAAUAUCACAAAAAAUAUUUAUAAAGUGUCUGAAAUCUUUUCUUGAUGAUUUAAAUAGUAUUGAUUAUAAAACGGAAUUGUUUAGUGGUCUUACUAAGGAGAGUUUUAAUAAAUGUAUUGAAUUUGUUCAACUUAUAAUUGAUCACCAUCAAGGAAGUAUGGCUUGUAAAACCAACUACAAAACACAAAUGUUAAAUUAUAAUAUGCAGAGUUCUAAAAACUAUAAAACAACAAAUGAGGGUACUAAUGUAUAUAAAAAUAAUAAUAAUAUAAAAAACUAUCAAAAAGUUUUCGACAAAGUUAAUCAUAAAGCAGAAAAAUUGAACAAUAUGCAUCAUUAUUUUGAAAUUAAAGAUAAACAAAUCCAAGGAGUUAUAAUAAAAACAAUAAUGAAUACUGAAGCUACUAUUAUAACCAUGGUUAACGAACAUGAACAAAAAAUGGCCAAUUUACAGGAUAACUUAGAAGUUUUUGAAUCGAAAAUACAAUUGUACUCUAAAGAAGGUGUAAAUAAAAAAAAUAAAAAAACGAUUGAAAGAAAUAUUUUAAAGGAGAAAUUAAUAAAAUUGAUUAAGAAAUACGAUUUAGAAAUGAUUGAAAAACACAAGCAAGUAAUUGAUCUUAAUGAAAAACUCAAGGUAGUUGAUGAUAAAAUUGUCUUUCUCAAAGAAUCAAUUGAUAGCCAAAAGAUAAAAUUUGAAUUGGUUAUGAAAGAAAAAGAAAAAGAAAAUGAAAGAUUAUGGUUAGAAAAACUUACAGAAAUUCAACGAAAAAUUGCGGCUCGCAAAAUUCAAUCGAGUUUUAGACAAUAUUUAAACUAUAUUCGAACAAAGGCAAAAAAGUUCAAAAACAAGGGUCAGUCAAAAAAAGUGCUGAAAUCAUCUUCCCUUCUUGAAUAAUUAUCCGAUAGAAGUAUACUAUUGUUAUGGUACCGUGUGUAGUUUCCGUGCACAUUAUAUUGCAUGUUUUUAUUACAACUGAUGUGGAAAUUUAUGCAAUUUACUGUAUUGACCAGAAAUUGUCAUCUUACAUUUUUUCAAUGGCAAAUUAAACAAAAUAAACUGUACUCUGUAACUGCUUGUGGUAAAGAAAACAUAGAGCGGAAUUAUAUUCGACGAAAAAGAAAUCGACUCAAUUACCAUGAAAAAAUUAUAAUGAUUCCUCAAGGAAAACAGUCUAACAACUGGUUUUACGAGACACAUUAAUAUUAGUUAAAACUUCAAAUUGAUAAUUAAGAAAACUGUAAAUUACCAAAAUACAAUCAAUUUUAAUAGGGGCGUUAUAAAAGUACUUAUGGGAGUAGAAAAUUUCCUCUUAGACAUUGCACUUCUAGGAAUAUAUAUGUUUUAAAUAGUUUAUGAUUUCAAUUAUCUGCAUAAAUGUUACACA